Molecule: messenger RNA, 5049 nt
Organism: Onychostoma macrolepis
Lineage: Eukaryota; Metazoa; Chordata; Actinopteri; Cypriniformes; Cyprinidae
Gene: adamts13
Product: ADAM metallopeptidase with thrombospondin type 1 motif, 13
Exons: 32
Coding region: 398-5041 (1547 amino acids)
Biological process (GO): extracellular matrix organization; proteolysis
Cellular component (GO): extracellular matrix
Molecular function (GO): metalloendopeptidase activity
Source: RefSeq, a predicted model, not a curated record
AGUCAUUUUUAAUGAAACCAGUUCAUAGAUCGAUUAAACGAUUCGCGAGGAGUGGAGAACUUCAUUCGGACAUGUGGAGCGAAAUUUUCCAGCAAUGUCAGAAAUCAAUAAAACAGGCAUCAAAGGAGAGCCAACCACAGCACAACUUGUUACCUUCUACACAGAUCAUGGUGUGUCAACAACUAUUGUCUGUCAUUCAUCAACUCAGUGUUUCAGCGGGACUUGCCCAUGCCUGCUGAUCAAUAACAUUUUAUGUUGAUCUUUCUAAACAAGAGUGUGAGACAUCAGUCUAUGCACAGGACACAACUGCAAACAUUCAGUCAGAAUUGCGGCGGUACGGCAGGCUGCCUGCUAUCUUGGCAUGUUCAGCUUCAUUUGAUUAGCUCUGUGCUUCAAGAUGUGGUCAAACAUGGAAGCUCUGAUCUGGCUCUUUCUGGUUCUAAGUUUAAAAACAACAGCUCUGCUGAUUUCACAAUGCACUUUGCAGAAGGAUUUUUUAGAGUCACUGAAACCUCAAGAUUUAUUUUAUUAUUUUGAUACCAUUUCCAUUAAAUCAGUGCCUCACUUUGAGUUGGUGUGGGUGAAUUGCUCAAGGAAUGAGUCUUUCAGAGGGCUAUGGAGGUGCUCGUUUCACAGCGAAGAAGAGAGUUUUGAGCUGGGCCAACACAGAGAUGAACAACCCGUAUCCUGUCCCACGAGUCUGGAGAUGGUGAUCAACUCAACAGUGAGCGUGGUGAAGAAAAGGGAGGAUGUGUGCUGCGAACAGCUGAAGUUACUGAGACCAGCACAUACGAGAACUCUUCUCCCCAUCUGCCAUGGCAAAUUACAAGGUCUGAUUCAGUCAGGGGAGAAGAGGCUGUAUAUUCGCCCGGUGCUUCAAAAACACAUAGACCAUCUGAAGGAGCUUACUGUGAAUUUACCUUCUGGUGUACCUCACCUGCUGUUGACCCACACAUUACCAGUGAGGACACGUCUUAAACAGCCUAAAAGUCAGUUCAGGUUACGGCGAACACCUCUGGGGUCAAAGGUCACACAUCUGGAGCUAGCAGUGGUGGUGGGUCCAGAUGUCUAUGAUGUUCAUAGGCAGGACACUGAGAGAUACAUCCUAACCAACCUCAAUAUCGCCUCUGAGCUUCUGAGAGAUGUUACUCUCGGCGCCAAUAUAAGAGUUCAUCUUGUUCGUAUGGUCAUUCUCACAGAGCCGAAGCCAGACAUCCAGAUCUCCGAAAACAUCACAUCCUCUCUAAAAAGUGUGUGUGAGUGGGGUCAGAGGGUCAACCCUGAUGCUGACAAUGACCCUUUACAUGCAGAUCUGCUGUUAUACAUUACCAGGUUUGAUCUGGUGUUACCCAAUGGGAAUAAGCUUGUGAGAGGUGUGACCCAGCUGGGCGGAGUCUGUUCCACUCAGGGGAACUGUGUGAUUACAGAAGAUACCGGCUUUGAUCUGGGCAUCACCAUCGCUCAUGAGAUUGGCCACAGUUUUGGCAUAAAUCAUGAUGGAAUAGACAACACAUGCAGCUCCAGUGGCUUUAUGAUGGCAUCUGAUGGAGGUUAUAACAGUGUCGAUCUCACCUGGUCCCAGUGCAGCAGAGCUCAGCUCCACAACUUCUUCAGUGCUGGGAAGGCGGAGUGUGUGAAGGAUGUGCCGGUACUGGGUGGAUCAGUGCAGGACUGGAGGCCUGGUCUCUUCUAUGGAGUGGACGAUCAGUGUCGUAUAGCAUUUGGCAGCUCGGCUACUGCUUGCUCUUUCACUAAUGGUGAUAUGGCAACAUGUCGUGUUUUGUCCUGCCAUAUCAACCCUCGUGACCGCAGCUCAUGUACUCGUCUCCUUGUUCCACUCUUGGAUGGGACGGAGUGUGGGCCCAGUCAGUGGUGUUUGAAGGGCCGAUGUGUGUCUCCUUCUACAUUGGGUUCCUCCAUGAUGGUUCACGGCUCUUGGUCUUCAUGGUCUGAAUUCUCUUCCUGCUCACGAACAUGUGGAGGAGGAAUCACUUACCGCAGGAGACAGUGCAACAACCCCAGGCCAGCCUUUGGUGGUACCGUCUGUAAAGGACAGGACACAGAAGCUGAACUUUGUAAUCGGCAGGCCUGCGAGUCGACUCAGCUGGAGUUCAUGUCUCAGCAGUGCUCAGCUACAGACCAGCAGCCUCUGUCAGUGUCUCCAGACUCCAGCUCAGUGUACACCUGGAUCCCUGCUGUCGGCUACAGCUCAGGUGAUGCUCAGUGUAAACUGACGUGUCGCUCCCGUGAGCAGGACUUCAUGGUGAGUCGUGGGUCUCAGUUCAUCGAUGGGACGCGGUGUGAAGCUGCUCAUACUGUACCACCUGGUUCCAUUUCUACCUGUCUGGGUGGAAAGUGCCAGCUUUUUGGCUGUGAUGGAGUGAUGCAUUCUGGGAAGGUGGAAGAUGUGUGUGGGGUGUGUGGGGGCAAUGGCUCCACCUGUCAGUUCAUCUCAAACACCUAUUCAGGCGGAGAGGCUGGAGAGUAUGUCACAUUCCUCAGCCUUCCUCUGAACGGCUCUCAGGUUCAUGUGAUUAACAUGAAGCCGGUAUUUACACACCUUGCGGUGUUAUUAAAUGAUAAAUAUGUGGUGUCUGGAGAUGGAAGCCCAGGCCUGAGCAUCACAUACCCCUCACCUCUGGAGAAAAGCCCCAUAAUCUAUAACCUGUACCUCACACCUGACCACCUGCCUCAAACUGAAGAGCUCACUAUCUCUGGACCAGUCACAGACAAAAUCCACAUACAGGUGUUUCGAAAAUACGGGCAAGAGUAUGGAGACCUUACCACCCCAAACAUCUCAUACCAGUACUAUUCGUCUGAAACUGUUUCAGCGGAGAGAGCUGCUAAAGGCAGAUGGUCCACUGUCAUCUCUGCCUGCUCAGUGACCUGCGGCACAGGCAUCCAGAAAAUCAGUCAGCACUGUGUGGAUGUGCUCACACUGGAGCGUCUGGAAGAUGAGCUCUGCAGUUCAUCCCCGCAAGCACCAGAUCAGCUGCAGCCCUGCUUCCAGCCCGACUGCCCACCCAGCUGGGAGGUGGGUGAGUUUGGACCCUGCAGCGCCCCCUGUGGCGAGGGAGAGCAGGGGCGCUCUGUCAAAUGUGUUCAGAAGCAGGGUACAGUGAAAGUGAAGCUGCCUGACUCAGACUGUGCCCUUGACUCGAAACCACAAACCACUGAGACCUGCAACCCCCAAAUCUGUCCUGCCAGAUGGCAGGUGUCUGAGCCUGGCGAGUGUUCGGCUGUGUGUGGACCCGGGGAAGCUCAGAGAACAGUGUCGUGUGUCCGCUCCCAUCAUGGAUCUGAUUCUGAGGUUGACCAAAACCUGUGCUCUGAACCCAAACCCCCAGAACACGUUCCCUGUGUGGUGGACGUUUGUCCUGUCGGCUGGGAUUCCCAAAGAGAGCAGAUCCAUACAGACUCCCAUGUAAUGCCCCGCUCCAGAACGGUUCCGGUUUAUGUUUGGAGUCCAGUGAUUGGCCAGUGCUCAAAGACCUGUGGGAACGGAUCUCAGCAGGUUUGGUUCUCCUGUGUGGAUCACCAAUCACGGCUAGAAGUCCCAGAGUUCCUUUGUGAUCGUACCAAUAAACCAGAGAUGUACACCCAGCCCUGUAGCCCAUCAAAAUGUCCUGCUAUGUGGCGCUACAUACAGGGCCCGUGCAGUGUGUCUUGUGGAGGUGGUGUAGCGAAGAGAGUCCUGUACUGUUCACAGAGGAUGGAGGGAGGAGACGGAAACAGGGAUCUGGUGCUGGGAGAAUCUGCUUGUCAGUCUAUGGCCAGACCUUCAGAGGUAGUGGAAUGUAAUACUGAAGCCUGUCCAGCCAGGUGGCAGGCAGGAGAUCAGGGCGACUGUUCGGUGUCAUGUGGGAUGGGUGUAGCUGUCAGGAGCGUGCGGUGUGUUCAGUAUGAAGGAGGUGUAGAGAGGCUGGUGGAGGAGGACCGGUGUGACCCAGGAAACAAGCCUCCAGUCACUGCACCAUGCUUCACACAAGUCUGUUCUUUCCACUGGGACGUGCAUGAGUGGAGUGAGUGUUCAGUCUCAUGUGGUGAUGGGAUCCAGUCUCGGACCGUGUCCUGCAUGGGCCCAUCCAGCCCUCUUCCUGUCAGUCCCUUUCUUUGCCUCCACUUACCCAAACCGAUCACCAUCCAGGCCUGCUAUAGUCCUGACUGUUCUUCAGCUCAGACCUCCACACCAGAGCCCAACAGCACUCAAAUGCAGUCAGAGCCCUGGAGAGAAGAGGGGACACAGAGAACCACGCCAGCACCAGCUGUCAGAAUGAUGAGGAAGAGUUUCUCAGCCAUUGCACCUACAGCAGACGUGAUAAAAAGCACCAUGAGCAUGACAACAGAACCACCACAGACCAGUUUCUGUGGGCGACUUUUGCUUCAAGACUCAGGAACUAUCGAUCUGCGCAACGUCACUCAGACGAGGUGUAUUUUUGCUAUUGGCCGACCUCUUGAUGAGGUUAUUCAGAUCAAAAUCAUAUCCAGCACUCUUAACUGCCAGUUGAAGGAGAAUAUCGCCCUGUAUGACAGACUCAUCCUGAUGCGUCUCUGUGAGAGGAUGACCGGUAAAACGCUGAAAUCACGAUCAAAUGUCCUACUGGUGCGUCAGAGCCGCCUGACCCCUGGGAAUGGAGUGCUGCUAUUUUAUCAAAGUGUAAAGAACAAAAAAAGCCACCAUGGAGAGUGUGACGUUCAGCUGUUCUCUCCGUCUGGACUCAUUGAGAAUCUGAUCAAGAGUGCUACCACCGCCGCCUCUAACACUCAGAGCUGUCGCGUGUUCAUCGACGCUCCGCCUGCUUUCAGGAUUCAGAUCAGAGCGCUUUCUGUGCUCAACAACACCAAUACAAACUCCACAUACAUACUGAUUCGUGAUGUGGAUGCCUUGAAGACGACCAUCUUCAGAGGGACUCGGCUGUUCCUGUGGAGCUCCUCAGGAAGCAGGGCUGAAGUGGAAUUCCACGGGGAGUAUCAGCAAAUCAAGGGCAUGUUUAGGGCUGAGUAUUCAUACAUUAACCCUUCUGAAGAACAACCAGUGUAGUCUGUAAG